AUGAGCUCGGGAGAGGACAGCACGAGAAACACCACCACUGUCGCCAACUUUGGCAAGACUUCUGGUGGAAACUCUGCCUACCACAACUUCAACAACGACUAUGCUCACGUCAGUGACCUGAACGAGAGGAGGCGCUUGGCCCUCGCCGAGAUUGACAAGGCUCCUUUCGGCUGGUACCAUGUCCGCGCCUGCGUCGUGGCCGGUGUCGGCUUCUUCACCGACUCGUACGACAUUUUUACUGCAUCCAUGCUGACCAUUAUGCUGGGCAUUGUCUACUAUCCCGGAACCGGCAAGAUGCCUGCUUCUUCCGACAAUGCCAUCAAGCUGGCCACCUCUGCCGGUACCGUCGUCGGCCAGCUCGGGUUUGGUAUGCUGGCCGACAUUGUCGGCCGUAAGCGCAUGUACGGUCUGGAGCUCAUGGUCAUCAUCUUUGCCUCUCUUGCUCAGUCUCUCACGGCCGGUGGUCCUGCCGUCAACAUUGUUGGUCUCAUCAUCUUCUGGCGUGUCAUUAUGGGCAUCGGCAUUGGUGGUGACUACCCUCUAAGCUCCAUUAUUACUUCAGAGUUUGCUACUACCAAGUGGCGUGGUGCCAUGAUGGGUGCCGUUUUUGCUAUGCAAGGCUUUGGUCAGCUCGGCGCCGCUCUCGUCAUGCUCUUCGUCACCCUCGGCUUCAAGCACUCUCUUGAAGGCGCCAAGGAUGUCGCUCACUGCACUGGAUCCUGCCAGGUCGCCGUCGACAAGAUGUGGAGGACGCUUAUUGGCUGCGGUGUUGUUCCCGCCUGCAUUGCUCUCUACUACCGUCUGACCAUUCCCGAGACCCCCCGAUACACCUUUGACGUUGCUCGUGAUGUCGAGCAGGCCGAUGAUGACGUCAAGGCUUAUAUCAAGGGCAAGCAUGAGGGCGAGCCCGACGAGAUUGCCCGCGCCGAGGUCCACAAGCAGGCUGAAAAGAGUCUCGAGGUCCCCAAGGCCAGCUUCCGCGACUUCUGCCGCCACUAUGGCAAGCUCAAAAACUUUCUCCUCCUUGUAGGGACGGCAGGCUCCUGGUUCUGUCUUGAUGUUGCCUUUUACGGUCUCUCCCUAAACAACGGUACCAUUCUCGAAGCCAUUGGCUACUCCACCGCCUCUGGCCAUGUCAAAAACGUCUACCAGCUUCUAUACAACACUGCUGUCGGCAAUGUCAUUAUUGUUCUUGCUGGUGCUGUUCCCGGUUACUGGGUCUCUGUUGCCACCAUUGAUACCCUUGGUCGCAAGCCCAUUCAAAUGGCUGGCUUCAUCAUCUUGACCAUUCUCUUCAUCAUCAUGGGCUUCGCCUACCACCACAUCCCCCCCAAUGGUCUGCUCGCCAUCUACGUCAUUGCCCAGUUCUUUUUCAACUUUGGCCCCAAUACCACUACCUUUAUUGUGCCCGGCGAGGUCUUUCCUACCCGCUACCGUUCCACAUCGCACGGUAUCUCUGCUGCCUCUGGCAAGAUUGGCUCCAUCAUUGGCCAGGGUGCCAUUGCCAGUCUGCGUACCCGUGGUGCUACCAAGACCAACACCUCUCCUUGGCUCGACCACGUCCUUGAGAUCUUUGCACUUUUCAUGCUCCUCGGCUGCGGUACCACUCUCCUCAUCCCUGAGACAGCCCGCAAGACUCUCGAGGAGCUGUCCGGCGAAGAUGACUACGCCGCUCACACCCACGACGUUGAGGCUGCUGCCGAGUCUAAGCCCGUCUCUUAG
Messenger RNA from Beauveria bassiana ARSEF 2860, 1722 nucleotides. RefSeq names its product phosphate permease. Gene Ontology annotation, biological process: transmembrane transport; phosphate ion transport. The transcript is spliced from 4 exons. The record is from RefSeq and is a predicted model, not a curated record. Bases 1 to 1722 code for a protein of 573 amino acids. Gene Ontology annotation, molecular function: phosphate transmembrane transporter activity. Gene Ontology annotation, cellular component: membrane. NCBI's taxonomy places the organism in Eukaryota, Fungi, Ascomycota, Sordariomycetes, Hypocreales, Cordycipitaceae.